Messenger RNA from Stegodyphus dumicola, 969 nucleotides. It is a transcript of the gene FIG4, whose product is annotated as polyphosphoinositide phosphatase FIG4. Lineage: Eukaryota; Metazoa; Arthropoda; Arachnida; Araneae; Eresidae. Gene Ontology annotation, molecular function: phosphatidylinositol-3,5-bisphosphate 5-phosphatase activity. Gene Ontology annotation, cellular component: intracellular membrane-bounded organelle. Gene Ontology annotation, biological process: phosphatidylinositol dephosphorylation. The record is from RefSeq and is a predicted model, not a curated record.
ACCGGGAUCUACGAAAAUAUUUCUAUCUAUUCGUUGUUAAAAAAUUAAGAAAAAAAGUAAUAAAUAAAAGAAGAAUAACAGAAAUCUGCAAAUGCGAAGGGGCACAGUGAUAACGAAACAAAAUGGACGCAAGAUGAAUGGCUGCAACAAGCGAUUAGGUUGAAUCCUCUGGGUUACCAGAUUUUAACUAUUAUCGCCAAAUUUGGCAAUGUUUACAUUCACCGGGUUCUCUCCGGAAGUGCUUCCUUACUGCUCAUCAUAAAGUCGCCAAAAGUAGCCAAAUCCCCUGUGCACCGGAUAAUAGGAUUAAACCUAAUGAUGAAGACCCAAGUUCUGUAUUAUUGUAUAUUUCUUCAUAUAUAAUUUUUGUUUUAUACCUCCAUAUCGCAUAAAUUAGCUAUGGCCAAUAAAUCGACUGUUGCUCAGCCAAUUGUCACUCUCGUUCAGAAGAUCAUACUGUAUAAAACAAAAGGGAGAUAUUACUUAGUGGGCUGUAAUAAUACAGAAAGUAAGUUUCGAGUGCUGAAAGUUGACCGUACUGAAUCAAAAGAAUUGAACGUUGUUGAUGAUAAGGAUUUCAAACUUUCACAGCUAUGCAUAAUGUAUUUCUGCAGCAUAAUUAACAUUUUUAGCUAUUCAUGAUCAAAAAUGGAACGUCAUGGCUUGGAUAAAACCCUCUAAUGACACAAAAACUAUUACUAUCUACAGAUAUAGAGAAGAACUAUGAUAAUCCAUGAAUGCCUGUAAUCUGUGCUCAUUUUUAAAUGUAAACAAAUGGAAUUUUGUUUUUGGAAAUUUAACAUAGUUAAUUUUUCUCUUACAAAUUUGCAAAUUUUUGAACAAAAAGGCAUUCUGUUUAUACCUUAUUGUGAGGAAUUUCGCUUUUUUGAACGUCACCCGGGUUGUUUCUUAGAUCGAUGCAGAACCGUUGAGAAAUCGCGACCGGCAAAUGUGUGUGUGUGGGGGGGG